AUGGAAACGCUCUCUGUCGAACUGCACGCACAAAUAUUCGAAUUCGCCUGCGUGGACGGUGGCGCGACCGCUCGCGCGCUCGCACUCGUCUCGCACUACAUUCGCGAAGUCGCUAGACCCUUCUUGUACCAGUCGCUCGGCAUCAGCGGCCACACAUGCAUAUCCGAAUUGCAGUCACGGCUCGCGUCGCUGCCCCCCUAUCUCCGCCGCAUUCGCCACCUCUUUCUGUCCGACUGGGAGCUUUCGCGGAUUGGCGAGCGUGCAUCUUCAGAAGAGAAGGACGUGGAGAGGUACGAACGAGAGAAGAUCGCUGCUAUGCAUAUUUUAGCACUGGCUGCACCUACGCUAGAGUCACUCACGAUCAUCGCCUCAUGUCCGUAUACCAGCACCUCGCUCAUCGCGCACCUAUACUCUCUACCGCUUCCGCACCUCCGCGAGCUCUCUAUCAGGGGUUUCUACCCGUUUCCAGUUGGGGUAGCGCAGAUGCCGGUGCUGGAACGCCUGUAUCUUGGGGGGAACCGGAAUCCACACGGCCUCCUACGACUAGGAGCCCUGGAGGCAGCAUGCCCAGGCCUUACGCACCUUUGUGUUUCCGGGCUAAUCUCAGCGGUCUCGUUCGCCAACGAGCUCCGCGAAGCAUCACUCCGUCUAGACGACGCGCACCAGGCUAAGUUCCCUGCAGUACUUCCUCGCACCCUUCGACACAUUGCGAUAAAUCCAGGAUCCCUGCCGACGAAAACGUCUGCAACAGCACGCAUAUCACAUCAAAAAAUGCUCUGCAUACUAGAGGAGAUGGUUGCUUGUUGUAGCGAAAGUCAACCAGUUCAAUUGACGCUGCAUAACGAGUCCAAGGAUUCUUACAGAGAGAUGCUGCGUCAUUGGGAAGGGCGAUUACUAGGGCACGAUGGCUGUUGGCCUUAA
Messenger RNA from Fibroporia radiculosa, 921 nucleotides. RefSeq lists its product as uncharacterized. The transcript has a single exon. The record is from RefSeq and is a predicted model, not a curated record. NCBI's taxonomy places the organism in Eukaryota, Fungi, Basidiomycota, Agaricomycetes, Polyporales, Fibroporiaceae. Bases 1 to 921 code for a protein of 306 amino acids.